UGUUCUCGACUGUGUUUGUUAUUGUUUUCCUCAAAUGAAUACGUGGGUGGGUGAAGUAAAUAAUUUUUUGUUUGUUUGUCUCCUUGUUUGUUGUUGUUUAUUCCUUUCAUUUUAUUGACAUCAUUUUUUGGCAAUUUUAACAGCUUUUUAAAGUUUUUUGAUAGUCUGCUAGCAUUUGUUAUUCAGACACAAGGAUUUGUUCUGAAUUUCUGGCAAUCUGAUAAAUUUUGUCUCUCUUGGUUUAGUGGGAUUUUGUUAGUUUUGCUGAGGUAAAGGGGGUGGGGGUUCGACUCCCAUUCAGUCCCGGCUUGUUUUUCUUUUUUAUUUUUUUUUAUUUUUAGGUUCCUCUUUAAGUUUUUUUAAUUUCAAAAUAUAAAAAAUUUUGUAAAGUUUUGUCUCUCUUGGUUUAGUGGGAUUUUGUUAGUUUUGCUGAGGUAAUGGGCGUGGGGUUCGACUCCCUUUCAGUCCCGGCUUGUUUUUCUUUUUUCAUUUUUAGGUUGCUCUUUAAGUUUUUUUAAUUUCAAAAUGUAAAAAAAUUUUAUUUCCUUUUUUUCUUUUUAUUUUGCCUAGCUUUUUAAUAUACAUUUGUAUUGAUUCUCCCACUAGCGCGGCGCACACAGCAGCUGACUGAAAAACAUACAAACAAAAUACAUUUACCCACUCUUUUAAGGUCACACAUCUGCCUUUUUUUAUUAUUUUUUAACGGCAUAAAUGCCAUUUUUUCUUGGAUUUUUGCGCAUUAUUUUUUUAAAAAAUCUUUCCCUACCCCUCCCACUACUGGCCUUGAACCUCCCAUUUCUUAUCCUACUCCUCAUUUUUAUUUUAUUUUUCUGGACAGAUUUUUCUGAGGCACUUUUUUUUAGAAAUCCUUAGCAACCACAUUUUCCUAUGCUUUUUUUCCACGUUUAAAAAAAUUUCUAUUUCCUAUUUUAUAAUUUUAAAAUGUUUGUUUGUAUUUCCAUAAAUUUUCAAUAUUUUUAUUUUUUAUCUCAAUUGAAUCGGGUGCACUUUUCUCUUCUCUUUAAUCACCCCAAUUCUCUUUCCUUUUAUUUUUAAUUUGACGAUCUUCUGGAUUUUUAAAGUUUUUCUUUUUUUUUUUGUUUUUUCUUUCUUUUUGUCCCGACAUGUCGUAAAUUAAUCUUAUUUUUAUUUUCUACUUUUUUAGAAACAAAAAAGACAUAUGGCAGAAUUUUUAUUUUUAAGUAAA
Molecule: messenger RNA, 1207 nt
Organism: Meloidogyne enterolobii
Lineage: Eukaryota; Metazoa; Nematoda; Chromadorea; Rhabditida; Meloidogynidae
Source: the annotation of a GenBank genome assembly